This is a messenger RNA of Heterostelium album PN500, 1170 nucleotides long. RefSeq lists its product as uncharacterized. The transcript is spliced from 3 exons. Lineage: Eukaryota; Evosea; Eumycetozoa; Acytosteliales; Acytosteliaceae. The record is from RefSeq and is a predicted model, not a curated record. The coding region runs from base 1 to 1170 and encodes 389 amino acids.
AUGACAGUAGAAUCAUUAAAAAGAAAGAAAAGUAGUAAUAGUAAUACAAAAGUGAAGAGAACAGCAUUAGACAACAAGAUGUUGGCUUUUGCUGUUGAAGAUCUUUUAACCUAUGGAGUUACUGAUGAUAUUUGUAAAAAAUAUAAUAUAUCAAAGUCAUCUGGAUACAGAUAUGCUAGACAGUUCAUAGAAACUGGUGACAUUAGAGAGUUGUACACAGCACAAGAAGAUAUAUCAAGAAACACACCCAUUAUCAUUAAUGAUAGAUACACCUAUGCAAAUCUACUUCUGAAGCAAGGAAAGAGACCAGAUCCAGAUCAUAUCAUCUACUACGAUGUUACCUACUUUGAAACCAAUUUGGUAGCUAGGAAAGGUAGAGCACCAAAAGGUAAACCUGUUGUUAAUCGCAAAGGUCACAGAGGUUUCUACGUUAAGAUGCCAACAGGAAUGAAACAGACAGGAAUGAAAAGAAAAACAACUGAGGCAGAAGCAGAAGCAGAAGAAGAAGAAGAGGAAUAUCAAGAUACUGAGGAUAUAGAACAAGAGAAGGAAGAAGAUGAAGAUGAUGGUGAGCAAGAAAGUGGAGAAAUAGAGGAAAAGUUUGACUAUGUUAAUGGAAUCCCAUUUACAAAGAAACCAACAACUAGAGGUGGCAAAGCUGAAACGAUUGCAGUGGUUUGUGCUCUAAAUGUUAGAGGUGGUCAAUAUCGUACAAUCGGUGAUCUGUUGACAGCCAUUGGCAAUUCAUUCAAAAAGAUCCAACCAGAGAAUCUAGAGAACUAUCACAAAACAGUGGAACACUAUCUUUAUUUAUCGUUGGAUAAAUUGCCAAUCCACAGUUGGAGAGUCACCCUGGAUAACAAAGUUAAAGUUCCUUUGGAUCCACCUGAACGACAAUGGGAUUAUGCACAUCAGACUAUUUUCAUGGCAGAGAAAGAGCGAUUAGACACACCACUUGCAAAAGAUGAUGAUAAGAAUCAGCCAAAAGAAUCAAAGAACUUCAUGUUGGAAAAUGGUCAAAAGGUAUUCAUUUAUAAACAAAAUGAAGAACCAACAAGCUACUCUGUUACAACCAAAAAUAAGACCACUGCUAAGAAACCAACCAAGACAACUAAGAGACUACCAAAAAAACUAAAGAAAUCAACCAAAACAACAAAGAAAUCAACUUAA